CGUAGAAGUUGGCACUCGAUCCCCUCGACCAUGACAACGCUCAGCGUUAACUACAAGGGGCAAACAUACGCUUUGUCCUUUCCAGACGAAUCCUCGCCUACAAUUGCCGAGCUACAAGCCCAGAUCGAGCUCGUGGUGGGCGUUCAAAAGGACGCGCAGCGAUUGUUCCAGAAGCGUCGACGUGUCGACUGUAGUGAUGAAUUGAAGCUACUGCGCGACGUGUGCGACGAAGCUACUCCAUUGCUAUUGAUGGUAGGCGCAUCAACGGCACAGAUUGAGGGCAUGAAGGCGACCCAGACCGCCGUUGAACGGGAAAUGAAAAUUCGGGAGAGUCGACGCGUGGUGGACAUUUCAAAGCGAAACCAAGGGAUCCAGGCGCGCGACGCCGUAUCCACAAACUAUCGCUUCCACGCUAUUGAGCCGUUGAAGAACUUUGCAGAUAAGGACAAAGCCCAGGAGAUUCUGGAGAGGUUGGCGAACGAUCGAGGCAUUUUAGCGGUGAUGGCGAAACACAAGUACGUUUUUUUCAACAGUCAUUGCAUCUAUUGGACAAUAUGGGAUGCUGAUAUUGUGGAUGGUAGAUGGAGCGUUGGGGUUUUAGCCGAGAUGCCACCCGAUGGGAAGGUUGGUGUGGACCCCGUGUGCGUGUUGGGGCUGAACCAGAACAAGGGACAGAAGAUCUUGCUCCGACUGCGUACUGAUGAUUUACUCGGCUUUCGCAAGUUUUUGAGUAUCAAGAAGGUGCUUUUCCACGAGCUUUCCCACAAUGUGCACUCGGAGCACGAUAACAAGUUCUACCAGUUAAUGCGCCAAGUGGAAAAGGAAUGUAAUGAGCUGGAUUGGACCAACUCUGGUGGUGCCGCUGUCGGUGGUUCUCCUGCCGCUCUUCACGAUGAUGACUCAACUAGUAGUAACGUUUCAAGUGGACAUCGUCUGGGUGGUGGGUCGGCAGGGACAAGUCGACUACUUAACAUUGCGCCACCGGCACCUGUUGACCAGGGACGAGGAGAAGUUGUUGUUCAGGAAAUGCCUCCGACAGCGCAAAAACCACCCACCGUAACCGAAAAGGAGCCAACUACUGAAGAUGUUGAGAUGGAAGAAACAGAAGCUGUAAAAUCUGAAGCUGCGGUGGUUCCUCAAUCAUUGGUAAGAAAUAUCACUGACAUUAAAGUAGGAGUGUGGAUUUAACUGUACUGUGCUACGUCUGAUUUGUUCAGCCUGAAGUACAUGAGAGGACCGUCGACGAAGAAGUUGCAACGUUGGCUAUGAGCGAUCGCGAGAAACGCAUCCACGACGCAGUACGUCACUUGCAAACCCAUUACAGUGCGGAGGCCAUCUCCAAGGCAGUUUCGUUACUGCACAAGAUCGUGUCCAAUAUCAUCACACACCCAGCUGAUGUCAAGUUUCGCUCCAUCCGAAAAACAAAUCGGCUUUUUGAAGGCCAGGUUGCAAGAUUUCCUGAGUGUCUGGAGUUUCUACUUGCUCUCGGCUUCGAGGACCAAUCUGACAAGUUCGUGCUUGUUCGCGAAGACCCGGCACUACUCUGGAUCGGUCGCUCCACACUCGAAGUGCUACUGCCGGUGGCAGCAUAAAUAACCAGAAAAGGUUAACCCUUCUUUUGGAUCCGAUUUUUUUUUGAACUUCUGAAGAGUUUCCAAAAAUAUAAUCCUGUCUAUAAUGGUAAUUUUAUCAAUCCUGAAAAGGCGCGAAA
Molecule: messenger RNA, 1711 nt
Organism: Phytophthora nicotianae INRA-310
Lineage: Eukaryota; Oomycota; Peronosporomycetes; Peronosporales; Peronosporaceae
Exons: 5
Coding region: 31-1188 (385 amino acids)
Source: RefSeq, a predicted model, not a curated record